AUACAUCCGGUGCAAGGUAUGCAUGUCUGUCGACUUUUGCGGUCCGUUUUGUGCAAGAAGACGAUAUAUCUGUAGAAAAAUGUCACUUUUUAGUGCAAGACAAAUUAUUUUGCAAGCUGAUGUAUUCUCACCAUACUUGCAGAAAGGAUGGAAGUCUCUUUUUGGAAAAGUGGAUCAUAUCAAUCUUAAAAAAUACACACUCUAUUUAGGAUCAGUGUAUAUCCAGAAGAAAUGUUGUCAUAAUGAAGCGAACCCAGGAGAAUCUGCAAAGAAAUGGACCCCUGCAUUUGCUGGGAGUGUUCUGGAGAAAAUGCGUGCAGAGGAUAAAACAUUCUAUUCUGUUUCAGUAAAGGAUGUUAUUCAAAAGCUGCAGUGCUUGUCCAAUGCACAGCUUCCAGCCGAUGAAAUUGAAGAACUGAUCAGAGAAUCUCCUUACUUUCUACAAGGCAAAAAUAUAGAGCCUGUCAUCAACGUCUUACAAGAACAUGGAUUUGAAGGGCGAAGUAUAUUUGAUAUCUUUAUGUCCUACAGCAGAAUCACAGAUGAAGAUCCAUCUAACUUGUUUGAUUCAUUGAUGUUCAUGAGAAAACUCUACAAAACUGACAGAAGAUUUAACAAUGCUCUGACUGCUUGCCCUGAAAUGUUAACAUUGACAAAGACUGAAAUUAAUGGAAGGAUAAGGGCACUGCAGGACCUGUUCAAGUCAGAUGAUGUACUGGACCUGACUGUCAGGUCACCACACAUUUUUUUCGAAGACUUUGAGACAGUUCAAGAGAAGUUUGACUAUGUGUUUCACACAAUGGGUAUAUCACAGAGGCAGAUGAUGUAUUCAGACAUGUUCAAUUACCCACUGUUACACAUGCAAACGAGACACACUUUCUUGGAGAGAGCAGGGUUUUAUAAGAAAAUCAAGAAAGAUAAAGGGGAAAUCAACACAAACCCACUUCUACAGGAUAUACUGAGACUCAGUGAUAAAGUAUUUGCAAAGAAAUUUGGAAAUAUGACUGAGUUAGAUUACAAAACUUUCGCUCAGUACUUUGUUAUAGAAUUGGAUAGCAUGAAUGAAUAAAUGUGUAUGAGAUACUUAGGAUUGGUAAUAGUUGAAUAAAUUGUAACCAGUGCCAAUUGUAACAGAAACUAUAGCAUUUGUUUCCCAAACAAUGACCAUCCUCCAAAUGUACGUAUGUUUUGCAAUUAUUCUAUAUUCGAGGCAUACCUACCUUAGUUAGCUGUAUAUGCUAGUUAAGAGUGCAUUUCUUUGAAUAGUAAGGAAGACAUGCCAUCAUUGAAGUACUGCAUUAGCUAAUCAAAUUCUGUACAAGCACAUGCACAAAAAAAUUUGCAAUUUUUGUUGAUUUUAUUCAGUAAUAAUUUAAUUUCCCUUGUAAAACACAAUUUCAUUGAUUCAUUGGAAUUUAUCAACAUUCUUUAUGUCAUAUAAACAAAGUUGCAAGCCA
This is a messenger RNA of Ostrea edulis (European flat oyster), 1457 nucleotides long. Its product is annotated as transcription termination factor 4, mitochondrial-like. Bases 23 to 1069 code for a protein of 348 amino acids. Lineage: Eukaryota; Metazoa; Mollusca; Bivalvia; Ostreida; Ostreidae. Gene Ontology annotation, cellular component: mitochondrion. The record is from RefSeq and is a predicted model, not a curated record. Gene Ontology annotation, biological process: regulation of DNA-templated transcription; mitochondrial ribosome assembly. Gene Ontology annotation, molecular function: double-stranded DNA binding. The transcript is spliced from 2 exons.